CAUUAUUUGUAUUUAUCGACGCCGUUUUAGUUUCAGUAGAAGUAAAUAUUUAUAUUUACUGUUUAGCCCCGAUAUAAGGAUUCAUCUUUAAUUGGAUUAUGAGAUAAAUAGAUGAUACUGCCAUGCAAUUUCUAUUGGUUCAGAAUAGACACCAAACACUGACAUCGCAUCGCAUACAAGUGUGACGCGUGUAGCAAAACAGAAACAGUCUCUUUUCUUCUGCUAGCUACACCGCAUUCAGUCACAAGUUUUGAUAUCCCUGAUAUUACGAGCGAACUAGAAAAUCUUGUUUUCCGUCUCUUCUUCAGAACCUAUUAUAGUAGAAGUUGGAGUAAUUGUAUCCUCUUCAGUUCACAUUCUACGCUCCGACAUAAUUCUCAAACAUGAAUGAGAUAUCCAUUUACACUGUUGAUGCCUUCACCAGCUCUCCCUUUACUGGGAACCCUGCAGCUGUCUGCUUACUGGAAGACGACAUUUCAGAUAAUCUUAAACAGAAGAUUGCAGCGGAGAUGAACAUCUCCGAAACUGCAUUUGUAACGAAGGCCAAAGGUUCAGAUUUCACCUCAGAUUCUAACUUUUCUCUCCGCUGGUUUACACCCUCCACUGAGGUGCCAUUGUGUGGGCAUGCCACAUUAGCCGCUGCUACGGUGUUAUACCGUGUAGCUGGGAACACAAAUCAGCUGAUCAGUUUCUCAACCAAAAGCGGAAUACUCACAGCUGAAAAAGAUGGCGGCAUGAUAGUUCUUGAUCUUCCCUCCAAUCCUCCUGAGGAAGUGAGUGUAGAGGAGUACAGAGAUCUCAUUCAUCUAGUAGCUGGUGAUCUCCCAGUCAAACAGUGCUAUCUAUCCAAACAUACCAAAAAACUUCUAGUGAGGGUGGAAGUAUGAGGGAUAGGAAGGGGGGAA
Messenger RNA from Eurytemora carolleeae, 905 nucleotides. RefSeq names its product phenazine biosynthesis-like domain-containing protein. The record is from RefSeq and is a predicted model, not a curated record. Gene Ontology annotation, cellular component: cytoplasm. The coding region runs from base 384 to 887 and encodes 167 amino acids. Gene Ontology annotation, biological process: biosynthetic process. Gene Ontology annotation, molecular function: isomerase activity. Lineage: Eukaryota; Metazoa; Arthropoda; Copepoda; Calanoida; Temoridae. The transcript has 6 exons.